AUGCUGUAUAAAGUGCUUGUCGUGGGAUUAAGCGCGUCAUCGUUUAGUACCGCCAUUGAAGUAAGUGUCUGCCGCGAUGCCACGUACGAUAUCUCAGUGGACGCUUCAUUGCUGUGCGCGGGCUCAGGCUCAGGACCUACGGGAUUAAGUUGCCCAAAGGCGGGUGAUGUGGCAGUAGCGGAUUGUUACUCGUACCUUCCAUCGUAUACGGGUAAACAAUGUGUAGCGCCUGAAGACGCCGUGUGUCAGUUGGUGCAUGGAGGAGACACGUGGGGCUGUGUGCUGCCUACUGUCGGCUGUAAUAGUAUAGUAAAGCCCGAGUGCGUGACAUGGGACUAUAAGGGAGAAGACACGAUGGAUUUGGACAGCUUGAGUUAUUUUGAUGGAAAUGAAGAGUAUGACGAGAGUUGGUUCUUCCAAACGACAGAGUUACGUGACCUUUACAAUGGCUGCGGAGAGCUACCGACGCCCGCGCCGACGACGGCAGUACCUACACCAGCACCGACUCCGGCACCCACGACGCCGGCACCGACUCCGGCACCCAGACGUCCCACGACGCCGGCACCGACGCCGGCACCGACUCCGGUACCCACGACGCUGGCACCCACGACGCUCGGCAGUGAUUUAUGCAGUAAUUUAAUGGACGGAGAGGUCAAAAGCGAUUAUGAGUCAAAAAUGGGAGACAAAGACAGCGUGAAUACAGAGUUGUCGAAGGUGUCAUUGGCUUCUGUAAAUGCAUCGAAAUCUCAAGGGUUCGAGGCCGACGCAUACGUUAUUAUUGCAAUUGUCGCUGCUGUUGUGGCGGUCGCUGCGCUCGCAGCUGUGUACGCUCAAAAGAGACAGCAACUCCAGCAAGAGGCCCCUGCCACCACUCGUGGACGCAGAUCGAGCAUUGAAUACGAUAUGGCGUUGACACCACCCAAUGCGGUGACGUCUCCGAGAGGGAUGACGUCUCCUAGAUUGUAA
Molecule: messenger RNA, 966 nt
Organism: Peronospora belbahrii
Lineage: Eukaryota; Oomycota; Peronosporomycetes; Peronosporales; Peronosporaceae
Source: the annotation of a GenBank genome assembly